GAACUUGUAUUGCUUAUACGUAGUCGUCUAGAAUGGCGUGCACCAAAAAUAUUGGAUAACGAACAUAUUAUCAGUGAACGAAGAAAAGAAAUCGAAAAUUCGUUGAUUAGUAAAGAUGGAAAAGCUGAAAAAAUGAAUGAUAUGCUUUCGAUGAUGAUAAAGUCUAAUACAUCUUUGAAUACCAAUAAUUCGACUGAUGAUACGAAUUCGGAAUUAAAACGAUCAAUGACUGAUCGUGAAAUCCUUGGAAACGUAUUGGAUUCCUUGUUUGGUGGAAUUGCUACGACGGGAAGUAGAUUUAUUCAUAUGGUUAAUAUCUUAGCAAAAAAUCCAAAUGUAAUUCAUCGAUUUCGUCAAGAACUUGAUUCAGUAUUUGGCGAUGACCUUGAACGCCCAAUCACAACCCAUGAUCUUUCAAAGCUUAAAUAUGGCGAGGCAAUACUCAAUGAAGUUUUUAGAUUUGAUCCUAUACUUAAAAUGGGUGCACGAGUAAAUACUGAGCGUGAAGAAGUUGCCGGACAUAUGUGGCCCGAGGGCACCGCAUUUCAUAUAAAUAUCGAGAGGAUACAUCUUAAUAAAUCCCAUUGGCAAAAUCCUGAAGUGUUUGAUCCUGAUAGAUUUAUGAACAAUGUCAACAUAUCAAAAAAUACUUUGAUUCAGUUUGGUGGUGGUGUGCGAAUGUGUCCUGGAAGGAAAUUUGCUUCUAUUAUUGUUAAAGGAAUGAUGACAAUGUUAUAUAGAAAAUAUGACGUUGAAUUAGUGCGUGAAAAUGAUACAACUUACUAUAGAGAUUAUUUAUUCGCUUAUUAUCAUAAUUUUAAUACAAGACUCAGACUCAGAACUAUUAAAGCUUCUUAA
Racocetra persica is the source of this 858-nucleotide messenger RNA. Lineage: Eukaryota; Fungi; Glomeromycota; Glomeromycetes; Diversisporales; Gigasporaceae. The record is from the annotation of a GenBank genome assembly.